Racocetra persica is the source of this 282-nucleotide messenger RNA. Lineage: Eukaryota; Fungi; Glomeromycota; Glomeromycetes; Diversisporales; Gigasporaceae. The record is from the annotation of a GenBank genome assembly.
GUUAAUUGCUCAUCCUGGUGAACUUGAAGACGAGCCAGUUGGUCAAACAUUAGGUGAACGUCCAGCUGGAGAAUCUAUUGGUAGCACUUCCGAAGAUCAAGAUGAUGGUGAAAUUCAGGAUGGAGAACAAACAGCACAAUCUUUACAAUGUAAUGAUUGUCAGAAAUUACUUCGUGAUGCAAACGCUGCGCAAAUUCAUGCAACUAAAACUGGUCAUGUAAAUUUUUCUGAAUCGACCACUGCUAUUAAGCCAUUAACAGAAGAAGAAAAGAAAGAAAAAUU